ACCAUUCAUCUUAUUAAACCAAAACACAAAACAAUUCUACUUACACUCCAAUGGCAUCCAAGGCAUAUUUUCUCUUUGCACAUUUGAUUGUGUACUUGUUAGCUACAAAGACUUUGAUCACAUAUGUUAAUGCCGCAGGCGGCCCAUGUGGAAAAACGCCUAUUCAGUCAGCUGCCCUUAGCUUGAGCCCGUGUUUGACUGCGGGCGGGAAUGCUAAAGUUAAGGUGCCACCCAUGUGUUGUACCAAAGUUAACGCUUUGAUCAAUACCGCACCCAAGUGUCUAUGUGCGGUAUUGCUCUCACCGUUGGCUAUAAAGGCUGGGAUCAAGCCUGCAAUCGCAAUAAGCAUCCCUAAGCGAUGUAACAUCAAAAGGAGGCCAGUCGGAAAGAAGUGUGGAAGGUACAUUGUGCCAUGAAGAUGAUAUAUGAUGCAUGGGAGGAAAACUAUGGGAGUUAAGAUGGCAUACUACGAAUAAAUUAUUUAUGGAUAAAAGUUGUUAAACUUGUUAUAAACGUACUUUUCAUAGCAUAUAUAUGUACUUUUCUGUGUACGGAGUGCUUUAGUGGAAUUUGAAUAAAAUCGUUUAUGUUUUAUUUCAA
This is a messenger RNA of Helianthus annuus (common sunflower), 600 nucleotides long. RefSeq names its product lipid transfer-like protein VAS. The transcript has 2 exons. Lineage: Eukaryota; Viridiplantae; Streptophyta; Magnoliopsida; Asterales; Asteraceae. Gene Ontology annotation, molecular function: fatty acid binding. The record is from RefSeq and is a predicted model, not a curated record. Gene Ontology annotation, biological process: systemic acquired resistance. Bases 51 to 416 code for a protein of 121 amino acids.